AUGGAGCCAUGCAACAAAGUGUCUGAAGAGAGCGUUGAUUCCACAAAAGAAGUUCGUAUGAAGAACUCACUGCAUGUCAAGGUUUCCAAUCCACACGCAUUUGAUUGUUGCGUUUGUCUUCAACUCUUGACCAUUCCCGUUUUUCAGUGUGAUAAUGGUCAUAUUGUUUGCUCAACUUGCUGUGAUAAGCUUGGGAACAAGUGUGACAAGUGCUCGAAACAAAUUAGCUUAAAACGUUGUAGAUCCUUUGAAGAUCAGUUGCAAUCUACCAAGAUGUCAUGCCCGAAUGAAAAAUAUGGUUGCAGGGAGACAAUUAGUUACCGUGGAAAGAGAAAGCAUGGAGAAGAAUGCAUCUAUGUGCCAUGUUAUUGUCCCCUUUCAGGCUGUGAUUUGUUUGCCCCAUUAGAAGUGUUGUACAACCAUUUCAACCAUGAACACUGCGAUUCUCUAAUUGAAUUUUCUUAUGGCCACCCCUUCGUUGUCUCCUUGAAGUCUAAUGAUGAAACCGUGGUUCUCCAAGAGGAAAAUGAUGGCAGACUAUAUACUCUCAAUAAUAGUAUUGUCAUGAAUAUGGGAAAUGCAGUCAAUAUUAGCUGCAUUGAUCCUAACUCUUCUUCCGAGUCUGGAUAUAGUUAUGAUAUAUUGGCCAAGUCUAAGUUUGGCAGUCUGCUGAAGUUACAUUCUUUUCCUAAGAAUGUCCAACAGGCUACUUUAGCAACUCGUUCAUCGGAGUUCCUCGUGAUUCCAAUUGGUUAUUUUAGUUCUUCUGAUCCUCUCAAACUAGAAAUCUGCAUAACCCCCAAGAUGAAAAUAUUCAUCGAGACCCUGACCGGAAAGGUGAUCACUCUGAUGGUCGAGAGUUCAGAUGCGAUAGCCAAUGUGAAGGAGAGGAUUCUUGACAAGGAAGGCUUCCCGGUGCACAAGCAACAUCUGCACUUUGACAAUCAGCAACUAGAUGACAGCCAGACCCUUGCCAAUUACAACAUCAAAGAGAUGUCAAUCCUUCACCUCACUCUCUGCCUCCCCUAG
Molecule: messenger RNA, 1029 nt
Organism: Lathyrus sativus (Indian pea)
Lineage: Eukaryota; Viridiplantae; Streptophyta; Magnoliopsida; Fabales; Fabaceae
Source: the annotation of a GenBank genome assembly